Molecule: messenger RNA, 355 nt
Organism: Phyllostomus hastatus (greater spear-nosed bat)
Lineage: Eukaryota; Metazoa; Chordata; Mammalia; Chiroptera; Phyllostomidae
Gene: TEX54
Product: testis expressed 54
Exons: 2
Coding region: 35-298 (87 amino acids)
Source: RefSeq, a predicted model, not a curated record
AGUGGGUGGCACGGAGUGCUGGGCUGCGAGGGCCAUGGGCUGCUGCCAAGACAAGGACUUUAACACCGGUGGGCAGGCCCAGGAGGCCGAAUCAGAGGAAGUCGGGGAAGACGCCGGAGAGGCCGAUGUGGACUCGACGAACCAACGCGAUCGCAAGUCUAACGAGAGCCUUUUGAUCACCGUGCUGUGGCGACGGCUAUCCCUGUUCAGCCGUCGGGGCUCAAAGAGGCAAUCAGGCCAGAGUCAAAAGCGUGGGAGCAGCCCGGAGGGAAUCCUGGAGGAGCCGGAGAAGGGGUGACCCCAGCCCUGCUCUCAGUCCUCCCUAGCUUCCAGAGAAUAAAGUUUCUAACGUGUA